Messenger RNA from Ilex paraguariensis (yerba mate), 240 nucleotides. NCBI's taxonomy places the organism in Eukaryota, Viridiplantae, Streptophyta, Magnoliopsida, Aquifoliales, Aquifoliaceae. The record is from the annotation of a GenBank genome assembly.
AUGCAGCAAAACAAGCUGCCAACAAGGAAAGGAGGGUGCCAAGAAGUGAAGGAUCAUGCUGCCUCCGCUGCAGAAAAUGAUUUGGCUGGUAAGGCGAAGCAGACUGCACAAGAUGCAUGGGGUUCGGUUAAGGAUACGACCCAGAAGAUAAAGGACACAGUGGCAGGCAAAGCUGAAGAAUCAAAGGAAGCCAUUAAAGAUAAUGCUGAGACUGUCAAGCGCAACGUCAAUAAUAACUAG